This is a messenger RNA of Phaeoacremonium minimum UCRPA7, 1464 nucleotides long. RefSeq names its product putative f-box domain-containing protein. Bases 1 to 1464 code for a protein of 487 amino acids. The transcript is spliced from 4 exons. Gene Ontology annotation, molecular function: protein binding. The record is from RefSeq and is a predicted model, not a curated record. Lineage: Eukaryota; Fungi; Ascomycota; Sordariomycetes; Togniniales; Togniniaceae.
AUGCCGGACUCCGAACCACAACCCUCCGUCUUCGAAAGGCUGCCCGACGAGAUCAUCCUACAGAUCCUGCACGUCUCCGAUCCGAACGCAUUCGCGUCUCUGGUUCUCCUUAACUCGAAAUGGAGGCACGCCUCCCAACACGCCCACCUCUACGCCCUUCAACUCGCAAGGUGUCCGUCAUACUCUGCAAGCCACAAGAACCCGCCCAAGAAGGAUGACCUGGAAGCAUUGCGGAAAUUGUUUGCGCGAGAGGUCAAGAGGAACCUGUUCGAGGCUUACUUGCGGCCGAACCAGACCGUCAUCAAUCUCGUCUCCAACUCCAUUAGCUCCUCAUCAUGUCCCGGCGGCGAGGGCAUGCAGUUCAGCCCCUCGCCAAAGGGCCACCAACUACUCGCAUACAACUCGUCUCGCAUCUAUGUGAUCAAUCUACAAGGCCCGGAAUUAGAGGUGAAGCGGGAGUUUAAGAUCCUACGGCGACCCGCUGCGACUUGCAUUAAGGAUGACGGCUCGCUCUUGGCUGUGCUCUUGACCGAAAUGCAGGUCGAUUUGUAUGACCUCACCCGAUCACCGCCGCGUCGAACACAAUCUGUCAUCCUUGAUCACAGCCCUCGCGCCAUUGCCCUCUCGCCGUGCGGCACGGUCCUAGCAGCAGCUUACGAAGGUGGAAUCGAAGUAUCGUCCCUCAAUCCGGGCGCCCUGUCCACAGAUCGAAGCUUUGAAACCUUUCGCGCUGUUCGCAUCGACGACCUUCGCAACGGCACUACUUAUUUCACCGGCCCGAUCCCUAUUGCUACGUCCCAGUCAAAACUUAUUCCAUGCACCUUGCCAGCCGCAUCAUACCAUGGCGACCUUGUUUCCGCCGGGUUUCAAGGCAAGGAGGUCUGGCUCUACGGUGUGCCUGAGGAUCUCGACGCAAUCUCAGACUGCGCAAAUGCUGGGACAGAGUCAAGUGGCAACGCAGCUGGCUUGGGUCGUCGCAAUAGCGGUCCGGCGAUGCGCUCUCCACCGCGGACCCAGGAAGCAGGAGAAGCACGGGUUCCGCAGUGGCAGGUACUCUGCGACAAGUUCCGCAAUACCUUUGUCGGGGGCUGCAAAAUCACUGAGCUGAAUGGCGUGCACACAGUCAAAUGGGUUGCUGGCUUUGGGGAUUGCUCGCUAAAGGAACGUCUUGUGGUUGCUGCCCGGGGUGUCCUGCCUCCCAAACCGAUUACAGAAGAUGAUGGUAUCGACUUCGUGGAUGGUGGAAGAGUGACUCUCGUCGAUUUUGAUUAUGGGCUUGAAGAUGGUCAUGUCACCGAGAUUACGAUAGAGGUAGGGGCCAAGGAACCUGAGGUGCUGGAGGAAGAGCAGCGUGAUAUGGACACCGAAGUUGCUAUUGUUAGGAGACGGACGCAUCUCAUGCUCCCCCUAUUCCGCCCGUCCCUCAGCCUCAGCACACCGAAGUGGACGAAGAGGAUCCUCUGA